AUGAGCAAGAAUGCUUCGUACGUGUUGUUUGACCGGGGUUCGUACUACGAGUGUCAGAGUGUGUGUGGCACGUAUGAAUUCGUGCCGGGUACAGAGGAGAAAAUUGGCGAGGAGGAGGUGGACGUGCUGAACAAACGGGAGAAGAUCAACCGGGCUAAGGAGUUGGCCGCGGCGCGACGAGUGUCAGCCAAUAUGGCGGCAGCUGCGCGGGCAUCUGACGAUGAGGAGCCGCCGGCUGCACGAGGCGUAAAGCGGAAUCAUUUCAGUUACUAUGACGAGGAUGACGACGACAUUACUCCAGCCUUGCCCGUGGGUGACGCGAAAGUAAAAAAAGCGGUAGCUCGCAAGAAGAAGGCCCGAGACCUGGACAACCAGGCCCAAGCUAAGUCGUCCACUUCGCUCGGACAAAUUAGGAAGGCCGAGGUCGACUGGGACUUCGAGGAGGGCGACGCCUCUGACGACGAGGAAGGCGCAGCACUCAGCGAAGAGGAAGUCGAGGACAAAGCCGCCGCCGAAGACGUCGAAGACUCCGAAGACGAAGAUAAAAUGCUCACCAACUACGGCGAAAGCUUGAGCAAAAUGCUCCAAAACCAAAAGCGCGCGCAAGCCGACGAAGAACUACAGAAGUACAGCGAUGAUGACGACGACGACGAUAAAAAGGAAGAUGGCGCAUCCGGAGCCGGACCCAAAAGACCGUCGCGACCCGUCCUAAGCCAAGUGCCCGUCACCAACCAGGUGCAGACCGAAGAAAAGGUCAAGGACGACUUGCUGAACCUAUUACGGACCAAGGAAAAUGUAACAAUUAAGAUGGUUCUCGUUGAACUUGGGGUUUCAGCUCGGAAUUCCAAGUUCCAGCUCAUCAAGAGCCUCAUUUCCGAGCUCUGUGACAUUAUCACAACCACCGUCGAUGGCGAACAGGUGCGGUACAUAAAGUUGAAAGGCAAUUAA
This is a messenger RNA of Gregarina niphandrodes, 948 nucleotides long. RefSeq lists its product as hypothetical. Bases 1 to 948 code for a protein of 315 amino acids. The record is from RefSeq and is a predicted model, not a curated record. Lineage: Eukaryota; Apicomplexa; Conoidasida; Eugregarinorida; Gregarinidae. The transcript has 2 exons.